Molecule: messenger RNA, 2352 nt
Organism: Alnus glutinosa
Lineage: Eukaryota; Viridiplantae; Streptophyta; Magnoliopsida; Fagales; Betulaceae
Product: UDP-glycosyltransferase 73C25-like
Exons: 2
Coding region: 125-1609 (494 amino acids)
Molecular function (GO): UDP-glycosyltransferase activity
Source: RefSeq, a predicted model, not a curated record
AAGGGCCAAGAAGAUGAGUUUUUAAACUCCAUUAAUCUAAUUUUCUAUAUAUGCUCUUAACGCUUCAGCGCACCGAAAAUAGUCAAGACACCAAGAAAACUGCUACUUAUCCCACAUUGCAACAAUGGCUUCCGAACCUGAUCAGCUUCACUUUGUUCUGAUACCGUUAAUGGCACCGGGCCACCUGAUCCCCAUCGUAGAUAUGGCCAGGAUAUUGGCACAGCGUGGUGUGACUGUCACCAUCGUCACUACACGCCUUAAUGCCGCCCGACUCAAUAUUACAAUUGAUCGAGCCAUCGAAUCAGGGCUCCCAGUCCGGCUUCUCCAACUCCGGUUCGCAUGCACCGAGGCCGGGUUGCCGGAGGGAUGUGAGAACUUAGAGGCUCUCCCCUCACGAGAGCUGUCCAAGAAUUUCUUCCAUGCAGCUAGCAUGUUGCAAUACCCAGUUGAACAGUGCUUGAAAGAGCUUCAACCUCGUCCAAGUUGCAUCAUCUCCGACAGAUAUCUUCCCUGGACAGCUGAUAUUGCUCGAAAGUUUCAGAUUCCGAGGCUCGUUUUCGAUGGGACAAGUUGCUUCGCUAACACAUGCUCCCACAACAUACAAGUUUCCAGGAUUUACGAAAAGGUUUCUGAGUCGGAGUCCUUUGUUGUGCCUUGUUUGCCUCAUCGAAUAGAAUUGACUAAGGCUCAAUUACCAGACGUCUUCAAUCCAAGCACGUUGCACUUGAACGACUUGCAGCAGGAAAUUGAAGCUGCAGAAAUGGCAGCAUAUGGAACAAUUCUCAACACUUUUGAGGAGUUGGAACCAGAAUAUAUCAAAGAAUAUAGAAAGGUGAAAGGAGGUAAGGUUUGGUGUAUUGGCCCAGUGUCACUGUACAACAAGGAUACCUUAGAUAAGUCUCAAAGAGGCAACAAAUCCUCAAUAGAUGAAAUCCAGUGCUUGAAGUGGCUUGAUUUAUGGCCUGCAUGCUCUGUACUUUAUGCUUGUCUUGGAACCCUCAGUUGUCUUGAGCCUAAGCAACUGAUUCAGUUAGGACUGGGCUUAGAAGCUUCUAACCGUCCAUUCAUAUGGGUUAUAAGAGAAGGAUACAAAUCAGAUGAACUCGAGAAGUGGAUUUCAGAAGAAAGAUUUGAGGAGAGAACGAAAGGAAGAAGCCUUUUGAUCCGCGGUUGGGCUCCACAGGUACUAAUACUAUCUCACCCAGCCAUCGGAGGGUUCUUGACGCACUGUGGUUGGAACUCUACACUGGAAGGGGUAUGUGCAGGAGUGCCGAUGAUAACAUGGCCUCUGUUCUCUGAGCAAUUCUACAAUGAGAAAUUUGUUGUCCAGGUGUUGAGUAUUGGUGUGAGUGUGGGGGCUGAGUAUGCUGUAAAGUGGGGGGACGAAGAGAAGUAUGGGGUUAUGGUGAAGAGUGAGGAUGUAAAGAAGGCCAUUGAUCUGCUGAUGGAUGAAGGUGAUUGGGAAGGAGAGACGAGAAGAAAAAGAGCCAGAGAAGUUGCAGAGAUGGCAAACAAGGCGGGAGGAGGAUCUUCGUACCAAAAUAUUACACUGCUGGUCGAAGAUAUCAGGCAACAUGCCACUGCCAACAAAGUUAAGACGUGCUUGUGACAAUGGGUGCCUAAAACUACAAUCAGCUGAUGGUCUUUUGUUGUAUCAAACAGUAGUAUUGAAAUGUGAUUGGGAAGUCCAUGUUAAUUGGCAUAAUAAAAAAUAUCAAUGCCCUUGGUAGAACUAGACCAUCUCAUUGGUGUUAAUUGUUCUCUCUUUACCUCAAUCCUUUUCUCGUAGGAAGGAAACUCAUGUUAGCCCAAACAUUGCUGGGAUCAGUCGAUCGUCAUUGUCUUUAGUCAUAUUUUAACCAUUGCUUGUUAGAGGAUAAACCUCUGCAGCAAGUCAUCCACAGUAUCAGCACAUCUCUUUUUUGAUGAAUAAAAACCCUUCAUAAGCUCAAAACUCAACAUCCUUACACUCCAGUUAAAACUGGAUACAAAACCUGCAUAGGACAAUCCCCAAGCAAGGAAAACUACUUGAACAGAAAAAAGAACCUGCUAAACCACUACCAAUAUCAGCACAUCUCUACAUCAACUCUACUGCAUCAGCACAUCUCUGCAUCAACUCCUCAUCCACGGCAGCACAUCUCUACAUCAUCAAGUUACCAUUGCAGAACACACAAGUCACAGCCAAGCCAUACCUCUGAUCUCUUGCCAUUCCUCAACCCAUACCACCAUGUAAUCAGCCUUUAGUUUAUCUCUUUGUACUCUGGUCUUUACCCUUUCUUAUAAGUCUAUAUAUUAGCUUAUUUUGUAACCAAACAAGCAAUGAAAUCAAGCAAGAUGUAGUUGUUAAUUUUA